AUGUUUGACAAGGUGAAAGAAGACCUGCACCCCGACAAUCCGAAGUACAAUGUCAGUACAUCAUUCCGAGAUGAGGCCCAUGAUCUCAUUGCUUUACAUAACGAUUACAUGGACGGCACCGUCUCAAGAGGCUUGGAGGUUUUUAUGCGGAUGAUGGUCAUUGAGGAUCACGAUAAACUUCUUGCUAAGAUGGAUUGGUGUCUCACCCACGACGUAAAUCUCGAUUACUCCUUGCGAAAGUCUAUCAGCGCUGUGGCACAGGACGACAGGCGAACACUGACAGACAAUGCGCAUAACGCGAGAGAUAACGCUGAGUUACAACCCAUGGAGUUUCUCGGCGACAACCAUGUAGAUGGACCGCCGUUUGCGUGGGUCCUUCUCUGGAAUGGAAAAUACUCCAACGCUAUCGGGGAUUACGUGCCAAAACUCCUGAGGCAGCUGGGAUAUGUCUUUUGGGACAAAGAAAGAAUUAUCCAUAUGGAAGCUGAAGCUCUUAUUGCCAGGCAAUGGGAGAGUCAUCCAGGGUUGGUUGAGGAAAUAUUCUAUGAUCGUGGCUGGGCGCCUGCGGAAAGGCUACCUCAAGAGUCCGCGACGAACACUUUGGAGGGAUGGGAUAAUUAA
This is a messenger RNA of Colletotrichum karsti, 621 nucleotides long. RefSeq lists its product as uncharacterized. The record is from RefSeq and is a predicted model, not a curated record. Lineage: Eukaryota; Fungi; Ascomycota; Sordariomycetes; Glomerellales; Glomerellaceae. The transcript is spliced from 2 exons. Bases 1 to 621 code for a protein of 206 amino acids.